CGCGUGAGGUGCAAAGCUUGACGUAUACGGAAGUUUCAUGGCUUUUGGGACAAUCAGGAUAUUUUUCCUUCUCAUUUUAGAGCUUUCCGAUUAAUUCUUUUGUUUGUUUUAGACGAAAAAAGUAUUAUUUUGUGUUUCUAAAACGCUCUUAAAUGGGAAUCUGGGUUAGAACGAAGACGGAGCACGUGAUGCCAAAAGCAGCUUGAGCUAGCCGGCAGAAUGAAGAACAAACAGAAAACUAAGGCCUUGUUUACUUCAGCGGUAAACGGAGGAGGAUUUGUGUCGUUACUUUUAUUGCUGACUGAAUUGUGAAGGAUUUGAAGAGGAUAACUUUGCUGUCACUGGUCGGUUUUGCGAGCUUUGAGAUGGAGGAUAAAUACAGCAGCAACGUCCUGUCGGGUGGAAGACUGGGAAUGGUCGAAGUGCCUGAUUCAAGGUUGAGCAGGUACAUCGUUCUGCUGAUCAUCUCUAAGGUCCUCAAAGCUUUAGGGAUCUUUGAAUCUUAUGAUAUCCUAAAAGUUGUUCAUAUAGUUCAGUUCAUCUUCAUAUUGAAGUUGGGGAGCGCUGUUGUUCUGCUGUUUUUCCAAAAGCCCUUUUCAUCUGGAAAAGUCAUCUCAAGGAGCCAGUGGAUUAAAUUAGUGAAACAUGCCGUUUUCAGCUGCAUCAUCUCCCUGCUGGGAUUCUUCGGUCUGACUCUCUGUGGACCUUUAAGGACGCUGCUGCUCUUCGAGCACAGUGACGUGGUCAUCGUCGCCCUCCUUGGCGUUCUUUUCACAAACUCGGGAGGAGGACCAUCUAAGACCAGGGGGGCGGCCUUCUUCAUCAUCGCCGUGAUCUGCCUCCUGCUGUUUGAUAACGAUGACCUGAUGGUGAAGAUGGGAGACCACCAUCACCCUGAGGGACAUCACGACAGCACGCUCACACACUUCCUCUACACCACCAUCUCAUUUUUAGGAGUCGCAGAUCACAAAGGCGGCGUUGUGCUGCUGGUGGCGUCGGUGUGUCUGAAGGUAGCCUUCCACACGGCGUCCCGUAAACUGUCCGUGGAGAUCGGAGGCUGCAAGCGGCUCUACGCCCUGGACAACCUGGUUUCUGCUGCGGUUCUGCUGCCGUGGGUCGUGGUGUUGUCAGCGACCACAGAGAGUAAAGUUGAGUCGUGGUCCUCCCUCAUCCCGCCUCUCGGGAUGAUCAUCUUCUCCGUCAUGAUCCUGGAGUUUUACGUGGAGGCUGUCUGCAGCGCUAAGAUGGAGGCGCCGAGGUGCGCCCGCUACGGCACCGCGGCGCUCUUCCUCAGCGCGCUGCUGCUGGCUAAUUUCUGGACUCACCCCAUAACCGACCAGCUCCGCUCCAUGAGCAAACCCCCGCAGCAGGUCAGCACGGAGCACGUGCUCUCCGGGGGGGUGAUCGUCAGCGCCGUCUUCUUCAUCAUGUCCUCCAGCAUCCUGUCGUCCCCGUCCAGGAGGGGCCAGAAGGGCACGCUGGUGGGCUACUCUCCUGAAGGGACGCCGCUGUACAACUUCAUGGGCGACGCCCUGCAGCACACAUCUCAGUCGGUUCCUCGAUUCAUCAAAGACUCGCUGAAGCAGAUUCUGGAGGAGUACGACUCCAGACAGAUCUUCUACUUCCUGUGUCUCAACCUGGCUUUCACCUUCGUGGAGCUGUUCUACGGCGUUUGGACCAACAGCCUGGGCCUCAUCUCUGACGGCUUCCACAUGCUGUUCGACUGCUCCGCCUUAGUCCUCGGCCUCUUCGCCGCCCUCAUGACCCGAUGGAAAGCCACCAGGAUCUUCUCCUACGGGUUCGGUCGGGUUGAGAUCCUGUCUGGGUUCAUCAACGGCCUGUUUCUGAUGGUCAUCGCCUUCUUUGUGUUUGUGGAGUCCGUCACGCGGCUGCUGGAUCCUCCCAACAUAAACACCGACAUGCUGACCCCCGUCUCUGUCGGAGGUUUACUCGUCAACCUGGUGGGGAUCUGUGCCUUCAGCCACGCCCACUCUCACGGUGGGAAGAGCUGCUCGUCGCAGGACCACGCCCACUCUCACGGCGAGCACGCCCACGGAGGUCACGGCCACGCCCACGGAGGUCACGGCCACGCCCACGGAGGCCACAGCCACGCCCACGGAGGUCACGGCCACGCCCACAGCUCGGGCAGCAGAGGCAUGAACGCCAACAUGAGAGGUUUGUGGAGGAACCUGCAGAUCUGGGAUGUCGUGGGGACCGGUUCCACAGGUUCUUCUCCCGUUUCAGGAGUUUUCCUUCACGUUCUGGCCGACACGCUGGGCAGCGUCGGCGUGAUCAUCUCUACAAUCCUCAUCCGGCAGUUCGGCUGGCUCAUCGCUGAUCCCAUCUGCUCACUCUUCAUCGCCACGCUCAUUUUUCUGAGCGUCAUCCCUCUGCUGAAGGACGCCUGUGAAGUUCUGCUCCUACGAACUCCUCCGGAACACGAGAAGGACCUGAACGGAGCGCUGGAGAAGAUUGAGAAGAUCGAAGGAGUUUUGUCGUACAGAGACCCUCACUUCUGGAGACAUUCGGCCAGCGUGAUCGCCGGCACCAUCCACCUUCAGGUCAUGGCAGACGUGGUGGAGCAAAGGAUUGUACAGCAGGUGACGGCCAUUUUGAAAGACGUGGGGGUGAAUAACCUGUCGGUCCAGGUGGAGAAGGAGGCGUACUUCCAGCACAUGUCGGGACUCAGCACCGGAUUCCACGAUGUUCUGGCGAUGACCCAACAAAUGGAGUCGAUGAAGCACCUGAACGACGGGACGUGUAUCAUGUAAUAAACCAAACCCCAUGACACACGUACGGCAACAAAGGAGGACCAAAAUUCCCCAGUGAACUGUACAGAGUAUGUUGGAAUAAAUCUGAUUAUGCUGCUUUUA
Molecule: messenger RNA, 2873 nt
Organism: Nothobranchius furzeri (turquoise killifish)
Lineage: Eukaryota; Metazoa; Chordata; Actinopteri; Cyprinodontiformes; Nothobranchiidae
Gene: slc30a5
Product: solute carrier family 30 member 5
Biological process (GO): intracellular zinc ion homeostasis; zinc ion import into Golgi lumen
Cellular component (GO): Golgi apparatus; cytoplasmic vesicle; membrane
Molecular function (GO): zinc ion transmembrane transporter activity
Source: RefSeq, a predicted model, not a curated record